Molecule: messenger RNA, 5139 nt
Organism: Closterium sp. Naga37s-1
Lineage: Eukaryota; Viridiplantae; Streptophyta; Zygnematophyceae; Desmidiales; Closteriaceae
Source: the annotation of a GenBank genome assembly
AUGAGUGCAUGGGCGGGGAUGAGUUGCAUGGGCGGGGAUGAGUGCAUGGGCGGGGAUGAGUUGCAUGGCGGGGAUGAGUGCAUGGGCGGGGAUGGUUGCAUUGGCGGGGAUGAGUUGCAUGGGCGGGGAUGGUUGCAUGGCGGGGAUGAGUGCAUGGGCGGGGAUGGUUGCAUGGGCGGGGAUGAGUGCAUGGGCGGGGAUGGUUGCAUGGGCGGGGAUGGUUGCAUGGGCGGGGAUGGUUGCAUGGCGGGGAUGGUUGCAUGGGCGGGGAUGAGUGCAUGGGCGGGGAUGGUUGCAUGGGCGGGGAUGAUGCAUGGGCGGGAUGAGUGCAUGGGCGGGGAUGGUUGCAUGGGCGGGGAUGAGUGCAUGGGCGGGGAUGAGUGCAUGGGCGGGGAUGGUUGCAUUGGCGGGGAUGAGUGCAUGGGCGGGGAUGAGUGCAUGGGCGGGGAUGAGUGCAUGGGCGGGGAUGAGUGCAUGGGCGGGGAUGAGUGCAUGGGCGGGGAUGGUUGCAUGGGCGGGGAUGAGUGCAUGGGCGGGGAUGGUUGCAUGGGCGGGGAUGGUUGCAUGGGCGGGGAUGAGUGCAUGGGCGGGGAUGAGUGCAUGGGCGGGGAUGGUUGCAUUGGCGGGGAUGAGUGCAUGGGCGGGGAUGAGUGCAUGGGCGGGGAUGAGUGCAUGGGCGGGGAUGAGUGCAUGGGCGGGGAUGAGUGCAUGGGCGGGGAUGGUUGCAUGGGCGGGGAUGAGUGCAUGGGCGGGGAUGGUUGCAUGGGCGGGGAUGGUUGCAUGGGCGGGGAUGGUUGCAUGGGCGGGGAUGGUUGCAUGGGCGGGGAUGAGUGCAUGGGCGGGGAUGGUUGCAUGGGCGGGGAUGAGUGCAUGGGCGGGGAUGGUUGCAUGGGCGGGAUGGUUGCAUGGGCGGGGAUAAUGCAUGGGCGGGGAUGGUUGCAUGGCGGGGAUGAGUGCAUGGGCGGGGAUGAGUGCAUGGGCGGGGAUGGUUGCAUGGGCGGGGAUGGUUGCAUGGGCGGGGAUGGUUGCAUGGGCGGGGAUGAGUGCAUGGGCGGGGAUGGUUGCAUGGGCGGGGAUGAGUGCAUGGGCGGGGAUGGUUGCAUGGGCGGGGAUGGUUGCAUGGGCGGGGAUGAGUGCAUGGGCGGGGAUGAGUGCAUGGGCGGGGAUGGUUGCAUGGGCGGGGAUGAGUGCAUGGGCGGGGAUGGUUGGAUUGGCGGGGAUGAGUGCAUGGGCGGGGAUGAGUGCAUGGGCGGGGAUGGUUGCAUGGGCGGGGAUGAGUGCAUGGGCGGGGAUGGUUGCAUUGGCGGGGAUGAGUGCAUGGGCGGGGAUGAGUGCAUGGGCGGGGAUGGUUGCAUGGGCGGGGAUGAGUGCAUGGGCGGGGAUGGUUGCAUGGGCGGGGAUGAGUGCAUGGGCGGGGAUGGUUGCAUGGGCGGGGAUGAGUGCAUGGGCGGGGAUGAGUGCAUGGGCGGGGAUGGUUGCAUUGGCGGGGAUGGUUGCAUGGGCGGGGAUGGUUGCAUGGGCGGGGAUGAGUGCAUGGGCGGGGAUGGUUGCAUGGGCGGGGAUGGUUGCAUGGGCGGGGAUGAGUGCAUGGGCGGGGAUGGUUGCAUUGGCGGGGAUGAGUGCAUGGGCGGGGAUGAGUGCAUGGGCGGGGAUGGUUGCAUGGGCGGGGAUGGUUGCAUGGGCGGGGAUGGUUGCAUGGGCGGGGAUGGUUGCAUGGGCGGGGAUGAGUGCAUGGGCGGGGAUGGUUGCAUGGGCGGGGAUGAGUGCAUGGGCGGGGAUGGUUGCAUGGGCGGGGAUGGUUGCAUGGGCGGGGAUGUGCAUGGGCGGGAUGAGUGCAUGGGCGGGGAUGGUUGCAUUGGCGGGGAUGGUUGCAUGGGCGGGGAUGGUUGCAUGGGCGGGGAUGAGUGCAUGGGCGGGGAUGGUUGCAUGGGCGGGGAUGGUUGCAUGGGCGGGGAUGAGUGCAUGGGCGGGGAUGGUUGCAUGGGCGGGGAUGAGUGCAUGGGCGGGGAUGGUUGCAUGGGCGGGGAUGGUUGCAUGGGCGGGGAUGAGUGCAUGGGCGGGGAUGAGUGCAUGGGCGGGGAUGGUUGCAUGGGCGGGGAUGGUUGCAUGGGCGGGGAUGAGUGCAUGGGCGGGGAUGGUUGCAUGGGCGGGGAUGGUUGCAUGGGCGGGGAUGAGUGCAUGGGCGGGGAUGGUUGCAUUGGCGGGGAUGAGUGCAUGGGCGGGGAUGAGUGCAUGGGCGGGGAUGGUUGCAUGGGCGGGGAUGAGUGCAUGGGCGGGGAUGGUUGCAUGGGCGGGGAUGGUUGCAUGGGCGGGGAUGGUUGCAUGGGCGGGGAUGGUUGCAUGGGCGGGGAUGGUUGCAUGGGCGGGGAUGAGUGCAUGGGCGGGGAUGGUUGCAUGGGCGGGGAUGAGUGCAUGGGCGGGGAUGGUUGCAUGGGCGGGGAUGGUUGCAUGGGCGGGGAUGAGUGCAUGGGCGGGGAUGGUUGCAUGGGCGGGGAUGAGUGCAUGGGCGGGGAUGGUUGCAUGGGCGGGGAUGGUUGCAUGGGCGGGGAUGGUUGCAUGGGCGGGGAUGAGUGCAUGGGCGGGGAUGAGUGCAUGGGCGGGGAUGAGUGCAUGGGCGGGGAUGAGUGCAUGGGCGGGGAUGGUUGCAUGGGCGGGGAUGGUUGCAUAGGCGGGGAUGAGUGCAUGGGCGGGGAUGAGUGCAUGGGCGGGGAUGGUUGCAUGGGCGGGGAUGAGUGCAUGGGCGGGGAUGAGUGCAUGUGCGGGGAUGGUUGCAUGGGCGGGGAUGGUUGCAUGGGCGGGGAUGAGUGCAUGGGCGGGGAUGGUUGCAUGGGCGGGGAUGAGUGCAUGGGCGGGGAUGGUUGCAUGGGCGGGGAUGGUUGCAUGGGCGGGGAUGAGUGCAUGGGCGGGGAUGAGUGCAUGGGCGGGGAUGAGUGCAUGGGCGGGGAUGGUUGCAUGGGCGGGGAUGGUUGCAUGGGCGGGGAUGGUUGCAUGGGCGGGGAUGAGUGCAUGGGCGGGGAUGGUUGCAUGGGCGGGGAUGGUUGCAUGGGCGGGGAUGAGUGCAUGGGCGGGGAUGAGUGCAUGGGCGGGGAUGAGUGCAUGGGCGGGGAUGAGUGCAUGGGCGGGGAUGGUUGCAUGGGCGGGGAUGAGUGCAUGGGCGGGGAUGGUUGCAUGGGCGGGGAUGGUUGCAUGGGCGGGGAUGGUUGCAUGGGCGGGGAUGGUUGCAUGGGCGGGGAUGAGUGCAUGGGCGGGGAUGAGUGCAUGGGCGGGGAUGAGUGCAUGGGCGGGGAUGGUUGCAUGGGCGGGGAUGAGUGCAUGGGCGGGGAUGAGUGCAUGGGCGGGGAUGGUUGCAUGGGCGGGGAUGGUUGCAUGGGCGGGGAUGGUUGCAUGGGCGGGGAUGAGUGCAUGGGCGGGGAUGGUUGCAUGGGCGGGGAUGGUUGCAUGGGCGGGGAUGAGUGCAUGGGCGGGGAUGAGUGCAUGGGCGGGGAUGAGUGCAUGGGCGGGGAUGAGUGCAUGGGCGGGGAUGGUUGCAUGGGCGGGGAUGAGUGCAUGGGCGGGGAUGGUUGCAUGGGCGGGGAUGGUUGCAUGGGCGGGGAUGGUUGCAUGGGCGGGGAUGAGUGCAUGGGCGGGGAUGAGUGCAUGGGCGGGGAUGGUUGCAUGGGCGGGGAUGAGUGCAUGGGCGGGGAUGGUUGCAUGGGCGGGGAUGGUUGCAUGGGCGGGGAUGGUUGCAUGGGCGGGGAUGAGUGCAUGGGCGGGGAUGAGUGCAUGGGCGGGGAUGAGUGCAUGGGCGGGGAUGGUUGCAUGGGCGGGAUGUGCAUGGGCGGGGAUGAGUGCAUGGGCGGGGAUGAGUGCAUGGGCGGGGAUGAGUGCAUGGGCGGGGAUGAGUGCAUGGGCGGGGAUGGUUGCAUGGGCGGGGAUGAGUGCAUGGGCGGGGAUGAGUGCAUGGGCGGGGAUGAGUGCAUGGGCGGGGAUGGUUGCAUGGGCGGGGAUGAGUGCAUGGGCGGGGAUGGUUGCAUGGGCGGGGAUGAGUGCAUGGGCGGGGAUGGUUGCAUGGGCGGGGAUGGUUGCAUGGGCGGGGAUGAGUGCAUGGGCGGGGAUGGUUGCAUUGGCGGGGAUGAGUGCAUGGGCGGGGAUGAGUGCAUGGGCGGGGAUGGUUGCAUGGGCGGGGAUGGUUGCAUGGGCGGGGAUGAGUGCAUGGGCGGGGAUGGUUGCAUGGGCGGGGAUGAGUGCAUGGGCGGGGAUGGUUGCAUGGGCGGGGAUGGUUGCAUGGGCGGGGAUGAGUGCAUGGGCGGGGAUGAGUGCAUGGGCGGGGAUGAGUGCAUGGGCGGGGAUGAGUGCAUGGGCGGGGAUGGUUGCAUGGGCGGGGAUGGUUGCAUAGGCGGGGAUGAGUGCAUGGGCGGGGAUGAGUGCAUGGGCGGGGAUGGUUGCAUGGGCGGGGAUGAGUGCAUGGGCGGGGAUGAGUGCAUGGGCGGGGAUGGUUGCAUGGGCGGGGAUGGUUGCAUGGGCGGGGAUGAGUGCAUGGGCGGGGAUGGUUGCAUGGGCGGGGAUGGUUGCAUGGGCGGGGAUGGUUGCAUGGGCGGGGAUGAGUGCAUGGGCGGGGAUGAGUGCAUGGGCGGGGAUGAGUGCAUGGGCGGGGAUGGUUGCAUGGGCGGGGAUGAGUGCAUGGGCGGGGAUGAGUGCAUGGGCGGGGAUGAGUGCAUGGGCGGGGAUGAGUGCAUGGGCGGGGAUGGUUGCAUGGGCGGGGAUGGUUGCAUGGGCGGGGAUGAGUGCAUGGGCGGGGAUGGUUGCAUGGGCGGGGAUGAGUGCAUAGGCGGGGAUGGUUGCAUGGGCGGGGAUGGUUGCAUGGGCGGGGAUGAGUGCAUGGGCGGGGAUGAGUGCAUGGGCGGGGAUGAGUGCAUGGGCGGGGAUGAGUGCAUGGGCGGGGAUGGUUGCAUGGGCGGGGAUGGUUGCAUGGGCGGGGAUGGUUGCAUAGGCGGGGAUGAGUGCAUGGGCGGGGAUGAGUGCAUGGGCGGGGAUGAGUGCAUGGGCGGGGAUGAGUGCAUGGGCGGGGAUGGUUGCAUGGGCGGGGAUGAGUGCAUGGGCGGGGAUGAGUGCAUGGGCGGGGAUGAGUGCAUGGGCGGGGAUGAGUGCAUGGCGGGAUGA